CCUCAAAAUGAGGUGAUGGCACGGAUCAGUAGAACAGGCCGGCCCGGGGACGGUCGUGGGUGCUGCUUUAUUAUAAGUCUCUCAUAGAAGCGCCUUAGGGAACAUCCCCCGCACUGGGGGCCGUCCAUUGCAGCGCCCGGCGCCCCCCGGAGGUGCCGCACUCCCGUUGGGGCUGCCGCUUGUGCCGGGCGGGAGCUCGGCCUGGGAGAGAAGGUUGCCAGAAUACUAUGGAUAAGAACUUUAAAGAAGAGUUUACGCAAAUUAUUAAAUUUGAACCUCCUUUGUACAAACAACGCCACCAGUUUGUUAAAGAUUUAGUGGAGAAAUACAAACCUAAGAAGGUGGCAGAUUUAGGAUGUGCUGAUUGCAGCCUUCUCUGGAUGCUGAAAUUCUGCAGUUGCAUUGAAGUGUUAGCUGGGCUAGAUAUCUGUGCAAAUGUAAUGAAAGAGAAAAUGCAUACACUGUCUCCUCUUCCUGUUGAUUAUUUGCAACCAUCUGAAAGAUCCCUAACUGUUACCUUGCAUCAUGGCUCAGUUGCCCACAAGGAUCCUUGCAUGCUUGGUUUUGACUUGGUGACAUGUAUUGAACUAAUAGAACACCUGGAAGAAUCAGAGCUGAAGAAGUUUCCUGAAGUGGUAUUUGGUUUCAUGGCUCCAAGCAUAGUUGUGAUCAGCACUCCAAAUUCUGAAUUCAACUGUUUGCUUCCACGAGUGAUGUUAUACAGGCAUCCAGACCACAAAUUUGAGUGGAGCCAAGCAGAGUUUCAAAGCUGGGCUCUAGAGACUGCUAGAUGCUAUGAUUACUCAGUGGAAUUUACUGGUGUCGGGCACCCGCCAACAGGAAUGGAGAAGGUUGGGUUUUGUACCCAGAUAGGUGUGUUUUUUAGAAAAUAUCCUCAAACUCGUGAAUCUGUUCAGUCUGAGAAACCCAUGGAAGCAGUUUACAAAACAGUCUUCAAAGCAGUGUACCCGAGUCUUAAAGAUGAGAAGUACUUGCAGAAUGCAGUGAUCAAUGAAGUUAUUUUCACAGCCCAAAUCAUUAAGCACCGUUUCAUGUCAAAACGUGAGGAGUACAGUGAUGAUCCUGAGAGAAAAUCCAAAUUCCAACCUUCAAUGGACUGUUUUUCUGACUAUCUUGGAAAAGUGGUUGUUGAAAAGAACAUGGAACCAUUUGUCAGUGGAAAUGAGGUUUACAUACCUCUCACAACAAUCUUUUCUUUUCCCAAAGUGAAUCGACUUUGUGGUAGCUUUGAGAAGUUAUGCAAGCUUAUUGCAGGCAAGGUCACACUGAGCAGCGAUGGUUCUGCUGUGAUGUUCAAUAUUGAACAUGAAAAUGAAGAGAAUUAGAUCAGAUUUGUCAAACAAAGUUCAGUUGAAGUAAUGAAAGUGGGUUUUUUUAGAAGCUGUCAAAUGGUAUGUUCUGUAUGCUAACUAGACCACAAAAUCUUCUCUAAACUUCCAUCAGUGGUAUUUAUCUGUCAGCACCUCUCAUUGUGUGGGGAGUGCUUCUGACAAAAGUAACAGUAACUCUUAGGGGUUUCAAGUGAGUAUCAGGGGCUAAAAGGAAAUAAUUCCCAAGAAGAAAAUUAAGAAUUUCUGUUUGCUUUCUAUUGCUUUAUUGUAGCUAUCAUUACUAGAUUAUUUCUGAUAGUCUCUUGUUAGCUUCAAGGAUAGUUUGUUUUACCAUCUACUAUGUUGUGCUGAAUAAUGUGAGUCAGACAUAAGUUUGGGCAAGUUAUUUCUUAAUUUCUAUAAAAUUUAUAGAUGCCUUUUUCAAGAUGAGUACGUACUCAGCCUUGAUGAAAACCAAAUGUUGUUCCAGCUGAAUUGAAAUAUGAAACUGGCAUAUUUGUACUGUUUUUGAAAAGAAAAUUAAAAUAUUUAAAGAACUGCAGUAAUUGUGAAUGCUAACCUAUCUCUGGUGUAGCUGAGAAAUUUUCUGUGUUUUCAUGUGCAGCUUUUGUUCAAAACUGUAAAAUCCAAAUAGAGUAGAUGGAAAAAUUUAACAGGAAUAAAACCCCUCAACACAACCAAAAAAAAAACCCUCCAACACCAACAUCAAGAAAAAAGUGCAGUAUCCUGAAUAUAAGGGAAAUCAUGUGGGUAUCUAUUGUUUGGUUAUGGUCAGAAUAGUUGAACAGAACACUUCUGAUCUGUGUUCUGAAUUUAAACUUUUCCUUCUAGAUUAGAAAAAGAAUGGGAUCUAAAUGACACAUUUUCCUGAUAAUAUAGAUGUCACUUUGUGAUAACACAGAAGCAGAAAAAAGCAAAGCAUUUUAAAAAGAAGUCCUUAACUGGAAGAGAAACUGAAAUAGACUCAAACUUCCAGUUAAGUUUGUAAUUUUUUGCAUUAAAGAGACAAUUCUUUAGGAACAGAUUCCAAGCUGAAGACAAGAGUUUAUUGAAUGUCUGAGAGAUUUGUAUUCAAAUACAGUUAAAAAACCCACAUAAUCCACCAGUACAUCCCAAACAGUUUACAACAUGGAAAUCUCCAGUAUUCAUAUAACAUAGUUUACAAAAAAGAAAAUACAGCACCUAAAUGAGAAGGUUAUGUUCCACUUACAUGAUGCACAAUUGAAUUGCCACUUCAUGAAGAGUUGUAAGUCAAGUCAGAAGAAUAAAUUACUGAGAUACAGUUUUAUGAAAAGCUGGAUUUUUAUGUCAAUUUCCCUAUUAUUUAAAAUAUCUGCUCAGGCAAGAAAAUACUGUUUCUAGUAAAUAAAUUAUGUAAUCUAUGAACAUCAGCUGUGUUGUUUAACAUAAAAUGCUAUGGAAAUUCCCUUGAGAAUUACAUAAGCAGUGGUACAGUGUUUUUUAAAAGUCUGUUUUCCUCAAACUGCAUGAAGUUCUCCUAGUAAAUGUAAGUAAACUACCAUUUAACUACUAGUAGUUUUAAUGGAUUUGUCAAGAAGUAUAGCAGUGUCAAAGAGUACUGAAAGCAAAGAAUGUAUUCAAAUUUCUGGCAUCUUUUGCUUGCAGUGUGAUUUUUUGGUAUGAAUUAGUUAUAUAACAGGAAAGGAGACUAUAAUGUUCUGAGAGAGAGUUGUAUACCAGCAGUUGAGUAGUUGCUGUUUAAAAUUCCUGUGGAGAACAGAAACAGCUAAUACCACACUUCUAUUAAGAGCAGCUAAAAUAGAAUCUUUGUAUUAAUUCUUUUAUCUAAUCAGACACUCUAAAGAGAUUAUAAUUAACAGUAGAAAUAAAAGUAUGCAAGUACCAAAACUGAGAAAUAGCUCAUAUUAAUAAUUUUCAAUAACAGCAUUCUGGCUUUGAAGGCUGAAAUUUCAUUAAAAAUACAAAUAAAAAUUCAGUAAUUCUAUGAUGGAUUUCUGGAAAACAAAGUUUGCUUUUGCUAAUUUAACCUGUUAAAUAUGGCCUACUUUUACAUCAAUAAAAAGGUGUCAAACAUCACUCUGAGCAAAAUUUGAAGCAUUCUGAGCUUUCAAAAGCAACAACACUAUUUUUACUUAUUCCAGGCCUUAACUGAUAAACAGUACCACUACAUUAAAAAAAAAAAAAAAGUCAUUUGCAGUUUACAAUUAAUUACACCUAUUUGUUACCCAACACAUCCCUUUAAAAAUGGAUUCUUUCAUAUUCCAAAUGAAAAUUUAAAGAGCUUUUUCUUGCCUGCCAGGCAAAUCACUAC
Molecule: messenger RNA, 3645 nt
Organism: Serinus canaria (Common canary)
Lineage: Eukaryota; Metazoa; Chordata; Aves; Passeriformes; Fringillidae
Gene: HENMT1
Product: HEN methyltransferase 1
Exons: 7
Coding region: 228-1346 (372 amino acids)
Biological process (GO): siRNA processing; piRNA processing; RNA methylation
Cellular component (GO): nucleus; cytoplasm
Molecular function (GO): RNA methyltransferase activity; O-methyltransferase activity
Source: RefSeq, a predicted model, not a curated record